Messenger RNA from Penicillium soppii, 624 nucleotides. RefSeq lists its product as uncharacterized. The transcript is spliced from 3 exons. Bases 1 to 624 code for a protein of 207 amino acids. Lineage: Eukaryota; Fungi; Ascomycota; Eurotiomycetes; Eurotiales; Aspergillaceae. The record is from RefSeq and is a predicted model, not a curated record.
AUGUUUAUGAAGUCUCUUGAUUGUCAAAGUGCUGAAUCCCUUCUUUCUCGGAGGCGAGAGUAUCACCAUGGAUCACGAAGCCAGGCUGAUGGGAGUGUAAAUAUUAUCCAUUUCUCGUGCGCCACGGUCUUCCAUGAGAUGAUACCCGGCCAUCACUUGCAACUGCGCAUGAUUGCGAGGUGCAGACCUUACUACCGUUUGUCCGAUACUCUGUCCUGGAUUGAAGGGGCCUUGCACUGGGGGUUUAUUAUCUUAUGGAAAGACGAUCGGGUUGAAAACACCCCUCAAAAUCGGAUUGGAACGUUACUCUGGCGGCUAUAUCGAUGCGCCCGGAUCAUAUUCCCUAGAAUAUCUCACGUCGGUCAAAUGAGUCCCCAUGAAUACAUCGAUCUGUUUGCCGAUGAAGUUGGACACGAACGUGGCAUUGCAGAAGGAGAGCUAGGUAUAGAUUCGGCGCGCUAUACAUUUAUGCGAUAUGAAAAGAUAUUUUCGAGACUGGCCAAAUUGCCGAGAAGGACUUCUAUGACCGAUUUGGAAGGUGAAUUGUGUGCCGGUCAAGUUGAUAUGAGCCUCGGUAACGGACUAGCUGCUGUCCCAUGGAUACAAGCCACCCAGGGGAUUUGA